Molecule: messenger RNA, 720 nt
Organism: Coregonus clupeaformis (lake whitefish)
Lineage: Eukaryota; Metazoa; Chordata; Actinopteri; Salmoniformes; Salmonidae
Product: c-Myc-binding protein-like
Exons: 5
Coding region: 124-435 (103 amino acids)
Biological process (GO): regulation of DNA-templated transcription
Cellular component (GO): nucleus
Molecular function (GO): transcription coactivator activity
Source: RefSeq, a predicted model, not a curated record
GCGCAUUCUCUGAGCACGAGCGUGCUUGUGUUGACUUCAAGGGCCAAGGCUGCUAGGGAAACUUGCAGGUCGUGAGAGUCGUCAGAACGUGAGUUAGCAGUAAAGCCAAGGUUUAACUUCAUAAUGGCACACUACAGAGCUUCAGAGUCCAAACGAGAGCAGUUUCGGAGAUACCUGGAGAAGGCUGGUGUCCUUGACAGCCUCACUAGUGUGCUGGUGGCAUUGUAUGAAGAGACGGAGAAACCCAACAAUGCACUUGAUUUUGUCAAGCAACACUUGGGUGUGGCUGGCCAGGAGUCUGCAGACACUGAGGCACUCCAGCAGGAGCUAAGAGAUGUGAGGCAGAGGUGUGAGCUGCUGGCCGAGGAGAACACAGAACUCAAGAACAGGCUUCAACGCUAUGAGCCUACACAAGAGGAUGGAGCUGCCGAAUAAAAAGUGCCUCGGCUUUAUUUAAGUAAUUUUGUUAGAAACUCUGAUUUUUAUGGCAAGCCAAAACCAACAACGGAAGGCAAGGGAUUUUAUGCACCUGUUAUUUUUUUCCUACUAUGUUUAAAUAUUUAACUUAUUUUGUAUAUUUAAUAUAUUGAAAUAUAAUAGCUUUUGUCCCUUAUGAUUGUCUCCAUCCUCUCAUAAAAGCGAACCCCCUUUUUCUGCUUUCAGUGUACUUUGCCUACUGUACACCAAUGCUUUGUAUCUAGUAAACAAACAGUAACAUAA